Messenger RNA from Alexandromys fortis (reed vole), 2519 nucleotides. It is a transcript of the gene Zbtb45, whose product is annotated as zinc finger and BTB domain containing 45. The record is from RefSeq and is a predicted model, not a curated record. The coding region runs from base 162 to 1736 and encodes 524 amino acids. Gene Ontology annotation, biological process: regulation of transcription by RNA polymerase II. Lineage: Eukaryota; Metazoa; Chordata; Mammalia; Rodentia; Cricetidae. Gene Ontology annotation, molecular function: RNA polymerase II cis-regulatory region sequence-specific DNA binding; DNA-binding transcription factor activity, RNA polymerase II-specific; protein binding. The transcript is spliced from 3 exons.
CCCUCCGGGAAGCGGGGUGGGAGUGGAGGGUGGAUUUGAGGAGUUUAGGACCUAUGCUAUGGGUUGGCACACAAGUUGAAAAAGGAGGCCGCUGGCAGAGGCAGGUGCAAAGCCUUGUCUGAAGAAUUAAUUCAUCGUCAUAGAGGACUCAGAUAAACUAGAUGGCAGCGACCGAGGCUGUGCACCACAUCCACUUACAGAAUUUUUCGCGCUCACUUCUGGAGACCCUCAAUGGGCAGAGGCUAGGCGGUCACUUCUGCGAUGUGACCGUGCGCAUCCGCGAAGCUUCCCUGCGUGCGCACCGCUGCGUGCUGGCCGCGGGCUCGCCCUUCUUCCAGGAUAAGCUGCUGCUUGGCCAUUCAGAGAUUCGUGUGCCGCCAGUGGUGCCUGCGCAGACGGUGCGCCAGCUGGUCGAGUUCCUGUACAGUGGCUCCCUGGUGGUGGCUCAGGGCGAAGCCCUACAGGUGCUCACAGCAGCGUCGGUGCUUCGCAUCCAAACCGUCAUUGAUGAGUGCACGCAAAUCAUUGCGCGUGCCCGUGUCCCCAGCACCCCGGCACCUGCACCUCUGCCACCACCCGUGCCCCCUCCACUCGCUCCCGCGCAACUGCGCCACCGUCUGCGCCACUUGCUGGCGGCCCGCCCCCCGGGUCACCCCAGCGCAGCGCACAGCCGCAAACAGCGCCAGCCUGCACGUCUGCAGCUGCCUGCACCCCCAGCACCAAUCAAGGCUGAGGGGCCAGAUACCGAGCCGGUGCUGACUGCCGCCCCUGAAGACAGAGGUGAAGAGGAUGACGACGAAGAGACCGAUGAAGAGACCGACGCUGAAGAAGGUGAAGGCGGCGGCGGCGGCGUAGGCCCGGGUGAGAGCCAGGCGCCCCUUGCUUUCCCCGACUGCUCAGGGGGCUUCCUUACCGCCACCGCAGCUGACAGCUCACGUGAGGACCCGCCUGCAUCCACUGGCGUCACUGAUUAUGGUGGUACCGGGAGAGAUUUCCUUCGGGGGACUACGGUGACCGAGGAUGUGUUCCCAGAUAGUUACGUGUCCGCCUGGCAUGAAGCGGAAGGCAACGGGGGUCCAGAAAGUUGUCCGGUGGAAACCUCUGCCCCACCUGACUGUGCCCUGGCUGGGCCUCGCCCCACUGGCAUGAAGACCCCUGGACCCCCCGUGGCUCUCUUCCCCUUUCAUUUGGGUGCCCCAGGGCCGCCAGCACCAACACCUCCGGCUCCAUCAGGGCCAGCCCCUGCCCCCCCUCCCGCUUUCUACCCCACGCUCCAGCCAGAUGCAGCCCCCAGUGCUCAGCUAGGAGAAACCCCGGCUGUACCUGCUGCCGCUGCUGCUCCUGCAACAGCCAUCUCUGGCCCUCCUGUGCGCGUCCCCGGUGCCUCGGGUGCUGAGCAACCCGCCUAUGAGUGUAGUCACUGCCGCAAGACUUUCAGUUCUCGGAAAAACUACACCAAACACAUGUUCAUCCACUCUGGGGAGAAGCCACAUCAGUGCGCAGUGUGUUGGCGAUCCUUCUCGCUGCGCGACUACCUGCUCAAGCAUAUGGUCACACACACUGGCGUGCGAGCCUUCCAGUGUGCUGUGUGUGCCAAGCGCUUCACGCAGAAGAGCUCGCUCAAUGUGCACAUGCGCACACACCGGCCGGAGCGUGCACCCUGCCCUGCCUGUGGCAAGGUUUUCUCACACCGCGCACUAUUGGAGCGCCACCUGGCAGCUCACCCUGCACCUUGAUUGGGAUCCAGCUGUACUCAGUGCGCAGGUGCAGUCAGACCCUUGGACUAGAUCCACUCCACCGGAAGGCUCUUGCUUCGGAGUCUGGACUCUUUCUCUUCCCCACUCUCACCUGUUUUCCCUGGACUUGAGACCCAGAACCCUAUAUCCCUCCUACACAUGCUUAGCAUCUCUGGAUGGGAUAUGGCAGGGUAGAGGAUGGUCAGGGACCCUACCACCUCAGAGAUCUAGACCAUUUCCAGGUUGAGCUGGGUCCACAGACUCUUGAAACCUGAUAUGGGAUUUUUGUCCUACCCCCUGUCGGGAUAUGAUGUCUAGCAUUAUCCUCUGCCCCAGUGCUGGGCUAGAAUUCUCUGACCUCACCUGUAACGCCUGCGACUGGACUAUUCUCGGUACAGUUCGCUCGCCACUGUAAGUGAGCCAGGCAAGAGACCUGGGUCAUUCGAAAGAAGAUCAGCGGAAUGCCGUUCAUUCAAGUUUAGGGAAAACCUUAAUACCUAGCUGCUGCACAAUGGAAUAGCCCCCGGGCAGGUGGGAAAUUACCACGCCCAAGGUGAAGCUAAUCACCAGGCUGAGCAGAGGGAACACAAGAACAAACAGGCUAUUUAGCUGGCUGACCUGAAACUGUCCUCAAGAUGAAACCCGGGAGCAAGGGUAGACCCAUGGGCCCUACAUUCACCCUCAGUGUGGAUUUCCCUUUCCUCAUUGGGUGCCUAUGGAGACUCAGAUGGACCUACCAUGGAACUUUAGGAUUCCAUUCUAAUAAAGGAUGUUGGGCCAGUA